UCAGGAUGACAUCACAUGACCCGGGGAUUAACGGGCUUUGGGAAUAUAAGGGGGGCAGGAGGGAAAAUUGCAUCAGAGUUCUUCUGGAGUGGGAGAGAACACCAGCCGCUGUCAGCGUCUGUGGGACGCCUGCAGGGUGCAGCUGAAAACGAUCGCCCGGGCAAAGUCUCCGAGGCGGGCAUCUUCCCCAACCCCCAUCGUGCAGCUGGAAAGAGCAAGGAGGACAUGGCUGCACAGGCGAAAGGCAAACCACACCGAGACUACAACUCGCUCUUCUCGGCACGCGCCUACCUGGAGAGGUACUACGAGCCGCUGCACGUUGGCGACAACGGCGUGGAGGAGGUGGCUAUGUUCAACAUGCAGUGUCUGCACGAGGCCUACAUCAAGGGGCCCGUGUCGGGGACCAGGAUGCUGGAUGUGGGCUGCGGCCCCAUCAUCUACCAGCUGCUCUUCGCCUGCGACAGCAUCUCAGAGAUCACCAUGGCCGACUUCACGCCCGCCAACCGCCGCGAGGUGGAGCUGUGGCGUGCAGACGAUCCCAGCGCCUACAACUGGGACUCGUACAUCCGCUACGCCUGCCACCUGCAGGGGACCCAAGGACAGGAGAAGGCGAGGGCAGAGAGGCUGCGGCGUGCGAUCAAGCACGUGCUGCCCUGUGACGUCUUGCAGAGCAACAUCGUCCACCCCGAGCAGCCGGCGCCGUUCGAUGUCGUGCAGUCGUCCUUCUGCCUGGAGUGCGCGUGCGACACGGAGCUCAGCUUCCGUGCGGCGCUCCGCAACGUGGCCGCGCUGCUGGUGUCCGGCGGGUGGUUCCUGCUCAUCGGGGCCCUGGGCCAAACGGUCUACUGCGUGGCGGAGCAGAGCUUCGCCGCGCUGCCCCUGAGCGAGGAUGCGGUGCGCGCUGCCGUGCACGCAGCGGGCUUGCAGGUGCACACGUUCCGCGUGCUCCCGCGACCCCAAAGCCUCGAGGAUGACCUCAGUGACCUGAGUGGCUUCUUCUUCCUUCUGGCCAAGAAGGGAUAGUCGAAGGGGCAUCCUGACGGGAAUGUGUUGUUCCGUUGCUACCGAUUUGUAAAAUGCAUGCAUGAGGCCAAUGCAUUAAAAAAAUGCGGAUGGAUUAUGAAACUGCGGUCUGAGCUUCGUUUUCGUGUUGCUUGAUGAUGUCUCUUCAAACUGCUUGUGGGGUAUUUGUUUAGAUAAGCAUUGGUUUACGGAUUAGUUGCUGCAGCAACUACCACAAUUCUGCCGAGAAUUGACAACGCGUGAUUAAACACUCAACAAGCUAAA
Molecule: messenger RNA, 1287 nt
Organism: Petromyzon marinus (sea lamprey)
Lineage: Eukaryota; Metazoa; Chordata; Hyperoartia; Petromyzontiformes; Petromyzontidae
Product: indolethylamine N-methyltransferase-like
Cellular component (GO): cytosol
Molecular function (GO): N-methyltransferase activity
Source: RefSeq, a predicted model, not a curated record